Ceutorhynchus assimilis (cabbage seed weevil) is the source of this 2413-nucleotide messenger RNA. The record is from the annotation of a GenBank genome assembly. NCBI's taxonomy places the organism in Eukaryota, Metazoa, Arthropoda, Insecta, Coleoptera, Curculionidae.
UAUCACCCCGGAGAACCCAAGGACAUACUUGUUUGUUUGUUUAUAUUAUUUCAACUACAACUCUGGGGACAUUACAAGUUUUACAAUGGAAGAAGUUGACAAAAUCAUUAUAGAAUCCUUAAGGAACUUAAACUGUGAGAUUGAUGAAGACAUUGACACCCUUAAGAAAUUCACCCCGGACAUUGUUGUAGCUGCAAUAUCGAGUUGCCUGGCUUCAAUAGACCCCCAAAUUAACCACCCCAAAAAACUGCCCCCUUCAAUGAGCUCUCGCAUUAAAUUCGCCUCAGAUCUUGCCCAGCAAAUAAAAGAUUUAGGGUUUAAGGGUGACAUGGGUUAUCAGACUAUAUUGUAUUGUAAUGAUGUAGAUGUUAGACGGGUGCUAAUGUUUCUUUUGGAGCAUUUACCCAAAGAAUCAUCUACACUAAUUGAAGAACCUAUUGGUUAUGUACCAAAGAUUAUAAAACAAAUUGAAAACAGUUUAAAGGAGGAUUUGGGUAGAUUUUGGUUGCCUUCAGAGGUUUGUGAUAGGGGGUUUGGACAUUGUAGCCCUAUUGAUUGUGUAGAUUUAAUUGUUCCUAGUAGUGUAGAGGAGGCUGCACUUAUACCUCCUGUUAAUCUACAGUGUUCUACAAGUCAACUAUUGCCUUCACUUUUGUUUGAAGGAGCUAAAGUUGAUUGGAAAGAUGUUGAAAUUACUUCAACAAAACCUUUGGAUGAUGAUAUUUUUGUUGAAGAUAUUGUUACAACAAAUCAAAAUACUAAUGAAAUAAUUGAUGAAUUAAAGCAAAAGAAAGAUUUAAUAAUUGAAUUGAGGGCAGAUGUUAAUGCAAAUAAGGAAAUAUUGGCUAAAUUGAAACAGCAAAUUGAGGAGGAGCAACAAGUGCUUGAAACAAAGACAAAUACAUUGAAAAUCAAGCAUAAAACUUUAGCUGUUUUGAGUAGUGAAGACAACAAAUUGAAGCUAAGGAAUUUAGUACAAAAAGCUGAAAAUCGUUUGGUUGAAUUGGCAAAUCAAUGGAGCCAAGUACAAACACCUCUACUGCAAGAACUUGAAACUUUAAAGAAUUCUGCGAGUUUGGAGCAUAUAGAAACCCAAAAAGACCAAGACCGGUUGCAACGUUUGAAACAAACCCAUAAGGAACUGGUUGCAGAUUAUAAAGACAAAUGUCUCCUAGAACAAGGUUUAAUUGAGAAAUGCAAAGACUUAAAUAGCAAAAACAGUAGAGCUGCUUAUACCAAAAGAAUCCUAGAAAUAGUGGGCAACAUACAAAAGCAGAAAAAGGAAAUACAAAAGAUUUUGUUGGACACUAGAAGGGUGCAAAAGGAUAUUAACAGCUUGACUGGCCAAGUGGAUAGGAGUUUUACACUUAGUGAUGAAUUGAUUUUCUAUGAUUGCAAACAAGAAGAAACUUCUAGAAGAGCCUACAAGCUUCUAGCAGCACUGAGAGAAGAAUGCAACAAGAUUCUACAAGCUGUUACAGAUAUGGGACAAGCUGAACGAGAACUUAGAAAUUUGGAAGAGCAACUUGAAAUUGAGAAAAACAAAGAUUUCAGAGACAAAUUAGAUAAAGUCCAAAGAGAUUUGGCUGAAAUUAGAAAAGAAAUUGAGAUGUUAGAAGGCAAAUAAACCUUUUGGUUUGAUUAAUGCCCCUGCAACUUUUCAAAUAAAACAAAAUACAAUUAUUUAUUACAAUUAUUAUAAUUAUUAUUGGGGUGGUAUGUAACCUUCAUCAACAUGUCUAGGCUUCUUUUUAUGCCCAAACCAUCUCUUGGGGUAAAAUUUGGUUUUGGCAUCAAUUGCCAAGUCAAUCUGUUCCUCAUUUUCAAAGAACCAAAGUUUUUCUUCUUUUUCUUUGAGUGCUUGUUUGAGGUCUUUGAUGUUUUCUAGUCUUUUGGCUGUGUGAAGGCGCUGUUUCUGGUCUUCCAUUGACUUGAGGCGAUUUUGUUCCCAUUGCUGGUAGAUUUUGCAUUGCUGGUUUAUGUCUUGUUGGUGGGUUUUGGUAAAACUGUUUUUAACAUUGUCAAUUAGCUUAGUGUUAACAUCAAUAGAUUCUGUUUCAAAUGUAUGUGGUUCUGGUAGUAAGUCUAAGAUUUCUUUGUAUAAAGGAGUUGUUACUGGGAUGUUGUUGUAGGGUUUUUGGUAUAAGGCAAGGCCCAAGAUGUGGAAACUUUGGUACAAAGGGUCAGUUUUACCCUUGCCAAUCAUGGCUAAAGUUUUUCCAAUGAUUUUUUUGUCUUCUCUUAAAUCAAAAUGAUCAUCAUUCCAGGGGUUUCUUAGAUAUUUGACUCUUAUUUUGAUUUCUUCUUCAGGUUCCACUGGUGGUUCUUGUACAGGCCAACCUAAAGUGAGAAAAGCUUUAGGUUUGAAUAAUGCACCUGCUACUUUUCAAUUUAUAAAUGGACAUUGUUUAAU